Molecule: messenger RNA, 1338 nt
Organism: Lithohypha guttulata
Lineage: Eukaryota; Fungi; Ascomycota; Eurotiomycetes; Chaetothyriales; Trichomeriaceae
Exons: 1
Coding region: 1-1338 (445 amino acids)
Biological process (GO): endoplasmic reticulum inheritance
Cellular component (GO): endoplasmic reticulum membrane; cortical endoplasmic reticulum; perinuclear endoplasmic reticulum
Source: RefSeq, a predicted model, not a curated record
AUGCUGAUCAGAGCCGUCUCCUCGACCCUAUUCCUGGCACUCAUCAUCCUCUUUAUUCCAUUGACCUUCGAUAUCGGUGGCCGUGAUGCUGGCCUAGCAUACAGUCUCUCGCUCUCCUCGUUCUACUUCGUCCUUUCUCUACUCAGGAUAUCGACUCCUCCCGGUUCACGUUUUCGAGCAGCUCUAGUCAAUUUCGCACGAGUCGCGCAAUGGCUGGUGAUUCCAGGGCUAUGCAUUUGGGUACUUGGCAAGUUUUCCAUUGAUGGCGAGACUGGCACGAGCUGGGUCGAAAGGACAUUCAAAUUGAGAAAAGAACUGCACAAUGAGAAUACUUCCUUCUGGACCUGGUUCUUCGGACAAGGAGGUGUGACGGAGACUGUUGCGAUCGGAAGCUGGGAUAAGAUCCUGCGAUGGUCGUCGCCUGUCUUCCAGUUGCUUGAAGGGUUUUGCAGUCUACUUGUCAUUCAAGCAACUGGUCAGCUUACAAGAUGGUUGGUGAACAGGAGUGAGCGCAGUGAUGCCUGGAUGCUUACUCUUAUCGUUUCUGCCGCAGCCACCACAUCUAGCUCGGUCUACUUCCUAUGGCGUGUGCUGCAGUUCCCAGACGUCGACCAUCUUGAUUCAACAUUGAUCGGAAUCGUGAUUGCUUCGGCAAUAUUCCUCUGCACCUAUGGCGUGGUGUCAGGACGGGGAACCGCUGUUGAGUCGUCUCUACUCUUCGCCUAUAUCGUCCUAUGUGUCUACCAAAUUUUUACCGAUUACAAACCAAGUCACCCAGAGCAGAACAAUAGCGCCCCGUCGCCCGAAUUUCCACCACUUCCACCAGUCAUUAUGUCUUCAUUCUCCGCCGUUGUGCAUGCACUCCAAGCGCUCCCAGGCGGGAUUGUAGACACUCUACAAUUCACAGCAGCAGCAUUCAAGGCGGUGACGCCCUCUGUCCUCGUCUCUCUCGGCUACAGGCUGUUCGUUUUCUACGCUUCGACCCGAAUAAUUCCAGCAGUCAACGAAUCUGGUGCUCGCGGUUUGAGCAUUGAGCCUACCCUCGAAGAUACCCACGCUGGCAAUCAGUUUCUUGCUUUUCUCUCCUGGUUCUCACCAAGCAUUCUGAUAGCAGUCUAUACGAGUCUUCUCAUGCAGCAUUUCGCCACUACAAUGGGUGGGUAUGCACCUGGCCUGACUGAGACCAUCUCUUCGUGGUGGAGUGGUAAUGGUCAACCUGCAAUGGAUGGCAACGUGUGGAAAUGGGUCAAUCUGGUUGGAACAAUGGCGCUGUAUGCAGUUGAGCUGUGGUUAGGCGAUGAGGAUACCAUUGGAGCAGGUCAUUGGAAGGUAGAUUGA